GCCCAAUUCUUGCAUAAGAACGGAGUGCAACGAUACGUAGCUUAGAGAUUUAGGGUUUCAAGUAGAAGUGUAGAAAGGGAAGAAUGGCGGUGAAGUCAAUGAUGGUGCGUCCAUACGUGUUAUCAGCCUCCUGCGCCCUUAGUCGAGCUCUGCCAUCCUUAUUUUCUCAACCAAGGAAAACACAGUUAGUAUUGCUGCACCAUAGAGCAAUCAGCAAUGAAAACAGGAGGAAUAUGAGACUGGAAUAUAGUGGUGUGAGGAGAUUCAGUCCUCGAUCCUCGAGCGUGGGCAAUGCUGGCUCCAUCGACUCCCCCCUCAUAGAGUCCAUGAAGAAAAAGAUCAAGGAGGAGCUAAAUGCUGAAUCCGUUAGCGUAGAAGAUCUGAGUGGGGAUGGCCGACAUGUGGUCAUUGAUGUCGUCUCCUCGUCGUUCGAGGGACAGUCGGCUGUAAAUAGGCAGAGGAUGGUGUACAAAGCCAUAUGGGAGGAGCUUCAGAACACAGUUCAUGCAGUUGAUCAGAUGACUACCAAAACCCCGGAUGAAGUUUCUGGUAAGAAGUGAUCAAAGCGUUUGUUGAUGAAGUUUAAUUGUUGCAUUUGUUAGCCAGUGGGUGGAUUGUCGUGGUGAAUAAGAUUUUAUCUUAAAUGCCACCGCGUCCGGGUUCAAACUCUCCCCUCCCCUUAGUCUAGUGCAAAAACAUUGUUGCAUUUGCUAUGCAUCCUGAAAUAAGAUUAUUUUUUUGAA
Pyrus x bretschneideri (Chinese white pear) is the source of this 743-nucleotide messenger RNA. RefSeq names its product protein BOLA4, chloroplastic/mitochondrial. Lineage: Eukaryota; Viridiplantae; Streptophyta; Magnoliopsida; Rosales; Rosaceae. The record is from RefSeq and is a predicted model, not a curated record.